Nothoprocta perdicaria is the source of this 1664-nucleotide messenger RNA. RefSeq lists its product as uncharacterized. Lineage: Eukaryota; Metazoa; Chordata; Aves; Tinamiformes; Tinamidae. The record is from RefSeq and is a predicted model, not a curated record. The coding region runs from base 55 to 1026 and encodes 323 amino acids. The transcript is spliced from 8 exons.
AAUAAAAUAAAUAUUUGUGCUGAAUCUCUCGCUUCCGAGGCACUUGGGGACGCCAUGUCCCAGUUUGCGGCCGGCAUCCUGAUGGAGCAGCCGCGGGAGCAGCCGGAGCCCGAGGAGCUCCAGGUCCAACGCCUGAGCGACAGCGAGCUGCGGGAACAGCUCCUCCUGUACGGAGCCGAGCCCGGACCCGUCCUGCGUACGCACGCCGGGAAUGCGGGCUGGGAAGUCGCAUUGAACCCCCCGGCUUCCACGCGGACAGUUUAUGAAAACAAGCUGCUGCAGCUGAUGGAUCAGAGCGUGUCGUCGGGCUAUGAUGAGCUCGAAGACAGCGAGAGCUCGGAAAACGAAGAGCAAAAAAACGAAGAGGGAAAUACUCAAGUCAUGCUUGAAACAAAAGACUUCAAAGUGGCAGCAGCCUGCGCCUCUGGCUAUUGUAAACCUUCAAGCAUGGAAGGACCAGAACGCCACAAGAAAGUCCUGCUGCCUAAUGCAGAUGACAGCCUGGCUAAGAUAAUGGCAGAGGAAAGUCUGGAGCAAAUCCUGCCGGAGGAUAAACUGCCAGUGCCCUGGACACAGGGACAAAAGCGACCGGGUGGCAGCAGUCCCCAGGGCAGUCCCAAGGCCAUUCACACCACCAAGACAGAUGAAGCACCUAAGGAUGGAACUGGUGAAGAGGAGCAAGAUGAGACGUGGUUUUCUGAUACUUGGUCUCCCCCGGGAAUCAGGAAAAGACCAGAAAAGGAGGACGAGCAGUCACCAGCUCAGAAGACUGCGGAAACAUUUAAAGUGGAAAAAGAGAAGCUUGUGUUGGAAAAAGAGAAUUGCAGAGCCAAAGUAGCCCCACAAGAGGAUUCUCGAAGCAUGAUACCAAUGCCUAAACUGUCUUUUCAGCGUGCCCGGGUCUGCCGAAACGGUGUCUCCGUGUGUUUGCCAGACAGGCACACACAGCUGGUGGACUUCUCCCCAUGGCUUAACCCUGCUGAUGGAGAGAUCCCGAAGCUCUUGGCAUCCGUCUCCGCAUAUUAAGGGGAUUCUCUGCACUACAGCCAGUUUGGAGCCCUGCAGGAGGAAAACUUAAUUAAUUAACUAGUUCAUUAACUGUCAGGCUGCCAAAUCUCCAAAAGAAAUGGCAGGGGAGGACUAGACGUCAUCCCUGGUCUCCGACCUUUCUUCAUUGGCCACGCUCAGGUGUGGUCCACCUUGCUUCUGAUGCCUGGAUACGGUUCUGCCAUCCUGGAUGUGAUUCACCUUUAUCUGCAGGACUCUGAUCUCCAACAAAAACCUUUGCUGGGUGUCAGGAGAUGCUGCUUGCUUCUUUUGGGGGGCUGGAUGGACUCUUCCAGCAUGGGGCUGGGGAAGUUCACCCCUCGGCAGUUAUCCUAAAAACUGUGUGUGUCCCAAACGCCCGGGAAGAGGCGCAUUCCCUUCGGAUCACGGCCGUAUCAAGGAAAAACCAUCUGGGAGAAGAAUUACCAGAGCUGCUGUGCUCAGCUGGCUGGACCUGAAGUGAUGCACGCGUGAGAGGGAGAAUAAAUGUCGUUUUGGCUUAUUUGUGUAAUUUACAGGAAUUCCACCAACUCCGCUCCUGCUGUUCCCAUGGAAACUGGUGUUGGAUUGCAGCAGGUGGCUACAGGUUUUCAGGUUUAUUCCCCUUUUUUUCACCU